Mobula hypostoma (lesser devil ray) is the source of this 1852-nucleotide messenger RNA. Its product is annotated as KIAA1191 ortholog. The transcript has 8 exons. The record is from RefSeq and is a predicted model, not a curated record. Gene Ontology annotation, cellular component: cytoplasm. Bases 389 to 1336 code for a protein of 315 amino acids. Lineage: Eukaryota; Metazoa; Chordata; Chondrichthyes; Myliobatiformes; Myliobatidae.
UGCCGAUUGUGUCAGCGGUCACGGACGGACGGACGGGGCUGCCGUCACGUACUGCAGCACCGCUACUGGCUUCGCAUUACGUCCCGGUGACAACGUGCGGCGCUUCACCCAGUGUGAUGGCGGAAUCCCGUGGGCUCUGAAGCCCGGUUUGUUUGUCGCAUCUGGCGGCGAUGCCUCAGUGCAGUCGGCUCCUUUUCGGGGCCGUCCCGCAACUCGCUGCCCGGCUCCCUUAGGAUAGCUCUUCGGCUGCUCAGCCAGACCUUAGCGUGCGGAAGCCCAUCUCCGUUAUUCCUGGCCUGCUGUCCGCUCGCUGCGUUCCCCGCAGGUGGAGCAAUCUGAAGUCUUUCGUGCAGUUACUUUGGGCGAUUCUAACUUUAACACAGCUAUCAUGGCUUCAGAUGACCACAGCGUGCCUGCUUCUAUGUACGUUGCAGCAAUCGAACAUUCGUCCGGCAUACUAGAAAAGAUGUCCUUGCCGAUUGGGAUACACCGCAGGGCAUUCAGUUAUGAUGAUGCCUUAGAAGAUUUGUCGCCAAUGACUCCUCCACCUUCUGAUAUGGGAAGCAAUAUUUUGUGGAAACAGCCAGUUAUACCUGCGAGGAAAUACCAACAAUUAUCGAUGAUGGAAGAUGGAGAAAACAACGUUCAAUCUUCGGUAGUUGCUUCAUCAUCAGGUGUAAACCCAAGCAAAGUCCAUGUGGUGAAAGCCAAAGCAACGUCUGUUAUUAUGAAGUCACUUAUGACACAGCAGACACAGGAAAGUAUACAACGGUUUGAGAAGCAGGCAGGUCUAAUGGAUGCUGGUUACCAACCACACAAAGGUCUAGUUGCAGAAGAGGCCAGCUAUCACCGCGUAGGAGAGGCAUUACAGAAAUUCAAAGCACAGAGUGUGGACCUAAGUAAAGAAGAUAAGUCGAUAUCCUCCACUCAGUCAACUCCUUGUGGAUCUCCACAGUCUUCGCCAAUGCCAAAUCGCAGGUCUUUGUUUGGUCAUGGAGCAUCUUCUGAUUUGAGCAGUAAAAGUCUAGAAGGAGAUUCCACCGCAUCAGUUAGUGAAGUAACCACCACUGAAAAAUGGAGGCCUUUUAUGCGUUCACAAAAUUACAGAGGAAUUGAACAAGGUACUUUUGCCAUGCAGAAAUAUAAAGGCAUGCAAAAACCUUCACCUAUGGAAAUCAUGCGUACUCAGGGGACUGUUGCCAAACUUGCAGAAGAUCAUGCAAACUUAAAUCCACCCAAAAUGGAUAUAACCAUACUAGAAAGGCAAAAACACUCUGUUCGCAGUCAUCAAGUAGAACCCAGAGAUCUAAAUGUUUUUGCUCCUACUGGAUUUUAAUAUAAAUUGCAUAAAUGUGUGUGCCCUUAAUUCAAAUGUAUUAUGAUAUUAACUUGCUGCUCAUCUUAUGAAAUUUCAUUUUAUUGUAUGUAACUGCAUCAACAUGUAGAGAUUUUAUUUUUACACUGGGAGAAGAGAGAUUUGGAAGGGAAAAGAAGUUUGGAUUCCGUUAUAGAAUUGAAUUCCGUUGUAGAAUUAAAACCAGUAUGAAAAACUUGAACCCCACAAAUGCUUAUUUGCACCAAUAAGGAUAUACUGAAAAUUUCUUUAAUGUUUCCAGUCACUUAAUGGACAGAAACCUAAAUUAACGGACUAUCAAAGCCAGAGAUUUUUGGUUAUCCGAAUUAUAGUUAGUAAUUUUAAAGAGUUACAACAUAAUGCACUUCAAUUUGUGUAAGGUGAUGGGUGUGUGUGUGUGAGAGAGAGAGAAAAGAAGGAUAUGUGUUUACUAGUAAAGUUGCCUGUGCUGUCUGUAUCUGUUGAAUAAACAUGAACAUAAUUUUUUGACUUAUUUCA